Messenger RNA from Cynara cardunculus var. scolymus (artichoke), 2168 nucleotides. Its product is annotated as patatin-like protein 6. The transcript has 4 exons. The record is from RefSeq and is a predicted model, not a curated record. Lineage: Eukaryota; Viridiplantae; Streptophyta; Magnoliopsida; Asterales; Asteraceae. The coding region runs from base 284 to 1678 and encodes 464 amino acids. Gene Ontology annotation, biological process: lipid metabolic process.
UUUCCUUCUCCUUUCUUCCAUAUUUUCUGAUGCAUCCAUACCCUUUUCACGUUCUCAAAGAUUGAAUUCGAAGUUCUAUUCCCUUUAGAAUCCAGAGGAAUGAUCGGAUUGAUUUUUGAGAAUCACCGGGUUUAAUUGAUGAAGAAUUUGGUGAAUUGAAAUCCGUAUUUCAUGUUUUUGGCGGGAGAUUCUUGGUGAAGAGAGAUUUGUUCAAGUACCUGGGGUUUUAAUUGCAAAGUGUGACGCUUUGGAUAACAAUCGAUCGUUGUUAUUACAAGAAGAAAUGGCUUCAAAUCAUUCAUCGUUGGAAAUGCUACAAGAGCCGAGCAUCGACACCGAUAAACUCAGCUACGAGAUUUUUUCGAUCCUCGAAAGCAAGUUCUUAUUCGGUUAUGACGAUCAGAAGCUCUGGAAACCCAAACAGGCUUCUCCAGAAGAUUAUGUUACGUCAAACGCGGUGGCCGAUUACGACGGCGUUCAAUCGAUGAAGAAUCAGAGAGGAAAAAUCUGCGUUCUCUCAAUUGACGGUGGAGGAAUGAGGAGUAUUUUAGCCGGUAAGGCCCUAGCGUACCUUGAAAACGCGUUGAAGGAAAAGUCCGGUAAUCCGAACGCAAGAAUCGCCGAUUAUUUUGAUGUUGCUGCCGGCACCGGAGUAGGAGGAAUCUUUACGGCGAUGUUGUUUGGGAGUAAGAACCAGAGCCGUCCGCUUUUCAAGGCGGAGGAUACGUGGAAGUUUCUAGCCGAGCAGGGGAAGCGCCUGUAUAAUCAGAAACCGAUUUCCGGCGGUGGCGGAGGUUUAUUGAAAAGGAUUUUACGCGGCGGAAGCAGCGGCGGAGGGAGUACUCACGCUACCACUGGAUUCGAGAACGCAAUGAAAGAAGCGUUUACAGUCAACGGGCAGAGUUUGACUUUGAGAAACACAUUGAAGCCGAUUUUGAUCCCUUGCUACGACCUCUCCAGCUCGGCUCCGUUCCUGUUCUCGCGAGCCGACGCUUUGGAAACCGACAGCUUCGAUUUCCAGCUCUGGGAGGUCUGCCGUGCCACGUCAGCUUCUCCGGACUUGUUCGAGCCCGUCUCAAUGAAGUCUACAGACGGAAAGACUCGUUGUGUGGCGGUAGACGGCGGUCUAGCCAUGAGCAACCCCACUGCUGCCGCGAUUACGCACGUGCUACACAACAAACAGGAGUUCCCGUUCGUGCGAGGGGUGGAGGACCUUUUGGUACUUUCACUUGGGACAGGUCAGCUUCUAGAAGGAAACUUCCAUUACGAGCCAGUCAAAGGGUGGAAAGCUAACCACUGGUGUCGUCCCAUGGCUCGAAUUUCCGGCGACAGCUCCGCCGACAUGGUGGACCACGCCGUCGCCAUGGCGUUUGGUCAGAACCGUUGUAGCAACUACGUCCGUAUCCAGGCAAAUGGAUCGAACAUGGGUGGUUGUGGGGUGAAUGUUGACUCGGACCCUAGUCCCAGCAAUGUAAAAAUGCUGACAGCAAUAGCUGAUGAAAUGCUGAGGCAGAAAAACGUUGAAUCUGUGCUGUUUGAGGGCAAGAGGAUCGCUGACGAGAGUAAUCUUGAAAAACUUGAUUGGUUUGCCGGAGAACUUGUGGUAGAGCAUCAAAGGAGGAGCUGCCGGAUUGCUCCCACUGUUGCUUUUAAGCAAGCCGCCAUGAAACAGACUUGAAUUUCCAAUAAAGGGGGAGGGGGAAUAAAGCGAUAUGUACUUUGUAAAAUGACACUCGAUUGUCAGAAGAAAGGAAAAAGGGUAAAAGAGUACAAGGAAUGUGGAGCCCAGUCUACUUGGUAAGAGGAGGGGCAAAAAAGGUAAAAAGGAUGUAUAAUUGUAUGUUGAUUAAUACAAUUAUUCCACAUGAUUCUUGAUUUAAACAAGAUAUAAAUGAAUGAUUCAAGUCCCAAGGGAUAAGAAUAAGAUAAGAUAGGAAAGGAAGAUGAUUAGAGUAAAGAAAAGAGAAGGGGCCGCUUGUACCAUAAAUAAAUCAACUUGGUGUCUGUUGGCAGUUUUUGUUGCCCAUUGAUACACUUAUUUAUAGUGAUUUGUGUAUAUGUUUUAAAUUAAUAGAGAGGUGUGUGAUAGGUUUGUGUUUAGUCUUCCUCUAUAUUAUUCAUAGUGUAAAAGAAUCAUGUGUAUCUUCUUUGAAGUUAAAUUAUGUGAU